AUGUCGCAGCCAAAGGUCUUUACUGGAGAAGAAGUUGCAAAACACAAUACCAGGGAAAGUUGCUGGAUUGUCGUUCAUGGGAAAGUGUACGAUGUGACUGAGUUUCUGGAUGAGCAUCCUGGCGGUAGCAAGAUCAUUCUGAAGUACGCGGGGAAGGACGCAACCGAGGAGUAUGAGCCUAUACACCCACCUGAUGCCAUUACCACCAACCUGCCGCCCGAGAAACAGCUGGGUGUAAUAGACGAGAAGACGGUUCAAAAGGUCGAGGUGACGAUAACAAAGUCGGAGAAAGCACGUCUGGAACGUGUGUCUCGACGACCUCCCUUAUCGCAGAUACUCAAUCUCCAUGAUUUCGAGGCCAUUGCAAAAGCAACCAUGCCAGAGAAGGCCUGGGCAUACUAUUCGUCGGCAGCGGACGAUGAAAUCACCAACAGAGAGAACCACGCUGCUUAUCAUCGGGUUUGGUUCAGGCCUCGGAUAUUGAUUGACGUGACCAAGGUCGAUUGGUCUACUACGAUUUUGGGCCAUAAAUCAAGCAUGCCCAUCUACAUCACUGCAACUGCACUAGGGAAACUCGGCCACCCGGACGGUGAACUCAAUUUGACCAGGGCCGCAGCCAAACACAACGUUAUUCAAAUGAUUCCGACACUUGCGUCGUGCUCCCUUGACGAACUCAUCGAUGCAGCGCAGCCAGGCCAAGUGCAGUGGUUACAACUAUACGUGAACAAGGACAGGGAAAUCACCAAAAGGAUAGUUCAACACGCAGAAGCGCGUGGAAUCAAGGGUCUCUUCAUUACCGUUGAUGCUCCUCAGCUCGGAAGGAGGGAGAAGGACAUGCGAAUGAAAUUCGAUGCGGAUGAUCCAUCGGAGGUUAAGAAAGCAGGCUCCGAUGGUGUCGACCGUUCGCAGGGAGCAGCAAGAGCUAUUAGCUCGUUCAUUGACCCUGGAUUGAGUUGGAAGGAUAUCCCGUGGUUCCAGAGCAUCACCAAGAUGCCGCUUAUCCUGAAGGGUGUUCAACGAUGGGAGGACGCACUGAAGGCAUAUGAUCUCGGGCUUGCCGGUGUUGUGCUCUCCAACCACGGAGGCAGGCAACUCGACUUCGCGCGAUCAGGCCUAGAGGUCCUGGUCGAGGUCGUCGAACACCUCGGGAAGAAGCGAGGCCUGACCUUCCCGAACGAGAAGUUCCAACUGUUCGUGGACGGCGGUGUAAGAAGAGCCACCGAUGUCCUCAAAGCCGUUGCUCUAGGUGCCACUGCUGUUGGAAUUGGUCGACCGUUUUUGUAUGCAUUCUCGUCAUAUGGCCAGGAAGGCGUGGAGGCUGCACUCCAGAUUCUCAAGGAUGAAUUCGAAAUGAACCUUCGAUUACUUGGUGCACCUACGAUCAAGGAUAUUCAACGGGACAUGGUUGAUGCCUCCAACUUGCCUUCCCACGUAGCCAUCGUACCAGGUGACAGGCUUUACGAUUCGAAUUAUGAAAGUAUGCAAGUUGCGCGACUGGGCGAGGUCAAGGCAAAGCUCUAA
This is a messenger RNA of Coprinopsis cinerea okayama7#130, 1521 nucleotides long. RefSeq names its product cytochrome b2. Gene Ontology annotation, molecular function: heme binding; L-lactate dehydrogenase (cytochrome) activity. Gene Ontology annotation, biological process: lactate metabolic process. The transcript is spliced from 18 exons. Lineage: Eukaryota; Fungi; Basidiomycota; Agaricomycetes; Agaricales; Psathyrellaceae. The record is from RefSeq and is a predicted model, not a curated record. Bases 1 to 1521 code for a protein of 506 amino acids.